This is a messenger RNA of Cryptotermes secundus, 1939 nucleotides long. RefSeq lists its product as uncharacterized. Bases 948 to 1583 code for a protein of 211 amino acids. The record is from RefSeq and is a predicted model, not a curated record. Lineage: Eukaryota; Metazoa; Arthropoda; Insecta; Blattodea; Kalotermitidae. The transcript has 9 exons.
CCGGCGGUUGAAGUUGGUUGCGCGCGCAUUCUAGCGGGAUACCCCUUUGAUAUUUUUUUCACUUCUCGGACAGCAUCCCGCGUGGUGUGGUUGGCAGUGAGCAGCAGCUCCUUGUUUUCAGACUUCUCAAUCUUAGCGGACGUUUCAAGGUUUCCAGUUCCUACACCCAAUACCAGUGAACUUUUUUCUUUCAUUCCUGGCCACAGUAAGUGCCUUUUAUUUCAUUUUAUGUUUUUCUAAUCCUUUUACCCCCUUUUCAUUCUAUGGUUGGGUUCGAAAAUGAAACUCCACCCAUGGUGAUAUGUCAGAAGCUCCACCCCGAGUGUUCCAUGCAGUAGGAAGCCACGCCUACCCACCAAAGGAGGUGGAGCUUUGAAUGGCAUUGAUGGUUUAGCUGUUGUCCGCCAGGGCGACGCUGCAAUCGUUGCGCGCUUCUUUGACUGUUUUUUAACGGACCAUCUCUUUGCGCCGACGCCGAGCGGUAGGAGCCGAGUCCGAAGCCAUCCUGUACGAAGGAAGGACGUGUGAACAGCGGCUUUGUGUUUUGUUCUCGCUGUACAGUUUUUUUUUUUGUUAUUUCUUUUCGAGUGCUCAGGUCUGGUCCAGUACCGCAUUUGACGGUUGGGCCUGCAGGCGACGAUUGGCAGUUUCAAAUUGUUCCGUGUGCCUGUUUUAAUAACCAAUUUUAGUGUAUAUUUGGUUGCACCAGAUGAAGUAACAGCGCAGUUUGUGAGUUCCCCACGGUCAAGAUGAAAGUGUGUGUGUUUUUCAGUGAAAAGGAAAAUGUUUGGAUCAGAUAGUGAGGUACAGACAUAGGUUUGUGUUGUGUGUGGAAUCAAGAUCUUAAAAAUAAGUUACGAAAUAUAUUCCGAUCUGUUUUGAAAAUUAAUGGAAAAGAUGGCGGACCACAAGAUAAGUGAAGGCGGGAAAAUGUAUGCUGGAGCAGUAUGUGUGACGUGUGUAAGCAUUUCGGGAUAGGUCCGCAGCCGUAUGAAGGAGAUUUUCAAGGAUGCUGGAUCCUGAGUCAUCCUUGCACAGUGGAAGAGCGUCGCUUAUCCGCAGAAACUGGGAACUUGGAAACAAGUGACAGUGCGGCGCUUGGUGAGUACGAAACUGCAGCGUCCGUCCCUAUUUGGCUCUUGCAGACGGCGAAAGUCGGUAUGCUGAUGGGAGAGCAGGCCUUCCGAGCGCCGCCAUGUUUACGUGGGCCGUCACGUGCAACCAGUCUCAUGGCAGGUAGACCUAUAAGCAGAGGGGCCACAGAAGGCAAACAUGUCAAUUGGACGGAGCUCCAGAUAGUACCAGGUACUAUCGUGCCAUAUGCCCGGACGGACCGAGGAGAACCACGGAAGACCUCAUUCAUCCAAGUUGCUUGGCGACGUACGAAUUCACGAAGCUGUCGUCACACGCUGCGCGAACUCAACCUCAGAGUUUCCCGUCUAAAGACAUGUUCUUUCGUCGAGGCCGAUGCGCUUCUGCGGCCAUGUGUCUCGAGCAGUGCACCACCAGGAGCUGUUCAAGUAUGGAAGCGGAAUCUACAGGGGAACACAAGAUGUCGAACCGCAUGGCACUUGGAACUGUAACCGUGGAUCCGUGGAAGCCCUCACUACCUUACAUGCCUGAAAUGCCGUUGAGUCUGGCUGGAAGUGGUAGAGCUUUGUAGUGAGAUGAUAUUCAUCUGCUCAUGAGAAUGUCAGAAGACCCGCCUCUGAGUUCUGCCAACCUUGGAAGUUACUUGGCCAGAUGAAUGGUAUAACAAUCUGGGAGGAGUAACCAGGGACUGUGUUGCAGUUUUCCAUAUUGUAACAGGAUUUGGAUGUGGGUGUUGGUAUUCGAUGAUUGCACAGUAUGAAAUUAUGAAUAAAGAUGCUAUAUGAUUAUGUAUAUGUAUUGUAGAAUAUUAAAUAAAUUAACUGUAUGUAAAGUAUAUUACAAACUU